AUGCCGCCUCCGGCCCUGCCGCCGGACGUCGAGGCGUGGGCUCUGGCGGAGAUGUACGAGCUGCUUCUUGAGGACGCGGAACAUUCGCUGAUUUCUGAGUUUGCCUCCUUCAUCCUCCUUCCCGCGGGUCCUCCCAGCGGCGCGUCGCAGAGCGCGGACGGCGGGGACGCAGACGGCGACGCGGCGGAGACGAAGCACCAAGAGAAACUGCGGGCGGAAGAGCGAGAACUCGCGGACUUCGUUGAGUGCCUCGUCGCGCCCAUGCGCGCGGACUUCUCGCCUCAAAUUGCGAAAGACGUUGUCUUGUUUGCUGCGGAGUUCGCUCGGCGCGUGCGCGAAAGCAGACAGCCGAAGCCGAGUCCGCCAGCGGUGAAACCCCUCGAGAGCUGCUCGCCUUCGGAGCCCGAACGAAAACGGGAAAAUACUGAGGCGCUCCAGGAGGACGGAGACGACCGGAGGGAGGUCAGGGACGACGCGGCGCAGACGUCCGCAGGCGGCGAGACGCCAGGCGAGGCCGCGCCGACGUCUCUCCCCCGAGAGGAUGACCCGUGUUCCUCCCUCUCCUUUCCUCUGGCGUUUCUUUCUCCUUCUCCCGCCCCUCUGUUUCCGUCGUCCUUCUAUUCCUCCUCACCGACGCAGGAACCCAGCGCAGAAGAAGAAGCGUGGGCGGCGCUCGUCUCGCCGGAAGAGCUCGCGGGCAUCCAGUCCUUUCCUUCAUCCGCGAGCGGCGGCGUUUCGGCCGUGUGCGUCUCUUCGCUCUCUCGGCACGGCCUCCAGGAGGCCUCGUCUGCUUCUGUGUUCUCGUCGCCAGCGAGCCAACUGAACAUCUCCGCGGCGCUUCCGGCGGGGGUGGCGGAGGACGCGCCCGUCCUCCUGUCUCCGCUCGCCGACGCCUCCGCGGGCGCCCCGCCCUCGCCCUCCUCUCCGCGGACAUCUUCGCCUCCUCGAGCUCCUUCGCCGCCUUCAGCUUGUUCGUCUCCUUUGUCUGCUUCGCCGGUUUCUGAGCCUCCGCCCUGUGCGAUGUCCGCGGCCUCUUGGCAAGACGAUGUGCCUUUGCCGCCAGGUCUGCCGGUCUCGCUCGCGCGGGGCUUUACGCGGGAGCCGCGCGAGACGAAGCGAGUGAAGAAAACGCGCCUGCAGCUGGACGCCUUCGGGCUCGCUGCGGGGCGUCUCUCGCUCGACGGGCGCGUGCGGCGGCAGCGGGGUCUCUUUGCGCAGAAAGAGGCCAAAUACGCCGCGGCGGAGGCGCGCUGCAUCUGCCUCUGCAUGGGAGUUGAACACGGCGUCCACGGCAGCUGUCUUUACUGCGGAAAGGUCGCGUGCAAGAUGGAGGGCGGCGAGGACUGUCUCUUCUGCGGAAACCGAAUAAAGGCCGCUGCAGAAGCCCGGCGCGCCGACAGCGAGGUCCCCAGCGCGCGGCGAGGCGCGGGGCGAGGCGGAGACAGACGAGACAGAGACAGGUGGGCUGCAGCCGACAGCGACGGCUGGCUCGAAGAAGAUCGCCUGCAGGACGCGACGCCCGAGGAGAGAGACCUCGUCAAACAGAAACGCCUGCAGGCGCUCAGAAGAGCGACGGCUUUGAAGGACCGCCUGAUUCACUUCGACCGCACGAGUGCAGUGCGCAGCAUCGUCUACGACGACGCCACGGACUGGUUCGCAGAGGCAGGAAACAUUUGGAUCGACGCGAGCAAGCGGGCUGAGGCCUCCGAGCUGCAUGCAGCCCAGCAGCGCCAGUCCGAAACAGACAGACGGCGCGCGCGCAUCACGUUGGACCUGGCGAACAAGACGGUCGUCGACGAGUCGCAGAUGCGGGCGGAAGAGAGACUCCGCGAGACAGAGGAAGCCCUGCAGCGCUUCCACUUGCAGUGCGCAGGAGGGCCUCGGGCACACGCGCAGGACAGCCAGCUGUCUCCUCGGGGCAGCCGCGUCCACGCGCCCUCGUCAGCCGGUACGCGAAACAGGUCUGUGGGCCGCGAGGCCCAAGCCGGGCGAGGAGACGGCUUCGUCUGUGGAGACGCGGAGAGCGACGACCCAGCGGCCGGCGGCAGCGCGCACUGGGGAGGAAAGAAGAUAUACUUUGAUGACAAGAAGCGGCGAGAAGAGGAAGAACGACUCCGCAGGCCGAACGCCUUCCUGCCGCUGUCUAGGGAGGAAGAACGACGGCAGCUCGCUCGACUAGAGGAAAUUCAGAAACAGGGGAAGGAGCACGUCCUCCGCCGCUGGAGAGACGAACGCGAGGCCGAAGACGAGCUCGCGGAGUGGGAAGAAGACGCCGCGGCCGCAGAGCAGGGCUCGGCGGCGAAAGCCAACGAGAAACGCAGUCUCCAGACCGCUUCGGUACAGAAUCCUGUGCUGUCAUCCACCUCGCGCCGGCUCCUGGCCGCGCUCCGGGAGGCGAGUGCGCCUCCAGGGAACGCGCACGCGCUCGCAACCGACUUGGCUAUUUGGGCUCCAGGGACGCGCUCGGGGCGCGGAGACAGUGCCGGCGGCUUUUUCGCGGCGCGCGCAACGCUCAGAGGGGCCGCCGCGAGGGACGCGCUCGCGCCCGCGGCCGUGGAGCUCCCCCAAGGGAGGUGGCAACAGAGUCUGCAGGGGCGCCUGCAAGAGAAGGAGGAAGAAGAAAGAAGGAAGGAAGACGAACAAAAAAGGGAGAGAGAGCGAGAGGCGGCAUGCGGGAAAAGAGAGGAGGCGGAGAAAAAAAUUCUCUCGGUUUCCCCUUCUGCAUACACUGCUUCGUCUCUCCAGGCGGACGGCAGAAAGCAGCGCCUUUUUGCUGUCGCAGAGCCGCUGCUCUUCGGAGAAGAGGAAGUAGACGACUGCCGAAGAGGUGAGGAAACCGCCUCUUCUCAUGCAGAUCGCUCGUCUGUCUCGUGUGCGCGCGAGGAUGCCGAGCGUCAGCAUUGUCGGGGCGAAGAAGAAAGUGAGGAAGACGCGGCGAGGCAAAAAGCCCACGAGGAUGCACACGACGAAGGCCUCUGCCUCACCGUGAGGCAACCGUUCGCGUCCCUGAUCGUCGCGGGCUUUAAGACCAAGGAAGGCCGUGACUGGCCCUUGAAGCACCGAGGCAGGCUGUGGAUCCACGCGGCGUCGACGCCGCCGGAUCCCGACGUGGUCGCAGGCGCCCGGCGCUUCUACGAGCAGCUCCUUCUCAACCAGUCUUCCUCGGCUUUCUCUUCUUCUCUCGAGGAAGAAGGAGCCGCAGACGCAGAGGCCAGGGCGGGCGACGCUGAGGCGCACGACGAACGAAGGCGAGCGCUCCUGCCGCACUUUCCAGUGGAUUUCCCGACUUCCGCAGUUGUGGGCUGUGUCACCGUCGCGGACUGCAGAGAAAAGAAGGAAACCAAUUCGCUGUGCGACGAGACCGAGGGUUUUCUCUUCGAUUUUCUUCUGCGAAGCCCGCGCAGCCUGAUUGUGCCCGUGAAAAUGCGUGGAAAUGAACGCGUCUGGAAAAUUGACUCCGCCAAGCUCCCGCGCCUCCAGGGCGCCUUGCAGAAGCCUCGCUGGCCGCGGCUGCUGAGUCACCUCCACACAGCGCAGGAGUGA
This is a messenger RNA of Besnoitia besnoiti, 3543 nucleotides long. RefSeq lists its product as uncharacterized. The transcript is spliced from 6 exons. NCBI's taxonomy places the organism in Eukaryota, Apicomplexa, Conoidasida, Eucoccidiorida, Sarcocystidae. Bases 1 to 3543 code for a protein of 1180 amino acids. The record is from RefSeq and is a predicted model, not a curated record.